This is a messenger RNA of Entelurus aequoreus (snake pipefish), 2750 nucleotides long. RefSeq names its product deleted in primary ciliary dyskinesia homolog (mouse) (gene dpcd). The transcript is spliced from 6 exons. Bases 265 to 870 code for a protein of 201 amino acids. The record is from RefSeq and is a predicted model, not a curated record. Lineage: Eukaryota; Metazoa; Chordata; Actinopteri; Syngnathiformes; Syngnathidae.
CAAACAUGGAAGACAAAAAACUCAUAGCUGGAAAAAAAGAGGACAGGAGAGUAUAAUUUUCACAUUAACAAUUUUGUAUCUCUACUUUUUGGUAACCUAACAAAGUGACGUUGGUUUUUACAAUCUAUCUGUGCUAUAAAAAAUCGUUUUAGGGUAAAAAUAUAACUUUCCUGUCUUUAUUAAAAGGGAAGUCCUUUUUUUCCACUUCCGGAUCGUUGUCAUGUUUACUGUUUGAUUCCGGAAGUCGUUUAUAACAACACACUCAUGGCUUCGCAAAACUGGAUCGAUAUUCUAGAAUCAGCAAAGAAAACGGCUUUGAUUCACGAUGGCAAACGGAAGAUCCACUACCUCUUUACGGAUGGAAAAGAAAUGGCAGAAGAGUAUGACUUGAGAACAGAUGAACUGAUUGUACGAAAGUGGCGUCACAAAAGUACUCUUGGAGCACAUGGCCAAUGGCAGCAAGAAGUUGGAGAAACACUUGUUAGUCCUGUCACCAGUUUGGAUGCUGACUUGAUAAAAGAGAAUUGUUCCAAUCCAGUGUUAGUGCGGAAAGAUACGAAGACCAGUUUUCAGUGGAGAAUCCGGAACCUUCCUUAUCCCAAAGAAGUCUUUCAUGUUUCAGUGCAGCCAUCAGAGAGAUGUAUUGUCAUAAAAACAUCAAACAAGAAGUAUUACAAGAAGUUCAAUAUUCCUGAUCUGGAUCGGAGUCAACUUCCAUUGGACAGCUCUGCCUUAAGCUUCACUCAUGCCAACAACACUUUAAUAUACAAGAAAUCCAACGAGAUUUUAACCCUGGAGCAGAACCUGAUGAAGGAGCUGAAGAAGCUGAAGGGAUCCAGCGAAGAGAACGUUGACUGCAAAACUCAGUGAAUUGUGACUGAGAAGAAAAAGAGUCUGCUCCGACGGGUGAAUGUUCAUCAAAACACUUUUAGUUCAUCUUUGUUCGAAUAAAAUACUCUAUAGAUGAUUUCUGUUUGCGUUUUUCACCCCAUUGACAUUUUUUUGUAGAAAAGUGAUUUUGUCACAAAAAAUAUGAUUUUUUAAAAAAGUGCCGUAGUAUAUCUGAUUCGACCUCAUGUUACAUGCUUCCCCUGCGCUGGCUCCUUACUGUGUUUCUUACCCGCUCUCCUUUCAUUGAUGGCCUUGUAAAGUACUCAAAACACACAAAGCCCCAUCCCUGUUCGUUCCAGGGUCACUGUUACGAGCACGUCCCAUUUGUGUUAACUGAAUACCUUAGUGUUCCUUGCGUGUCGUGGCCCACCCUGAGAGCCAUUAGUGGAACUUUGGUGAUCAAACUGUUCCCAUUUUGCCCCUGAGGUUUCGUAAGGCCUGGCUUGUGGUCAACAUCACUGAUGCAAAUUUGGAUUAAGACAAUAUGAGACUUUGUUCCAAAUUGAUGUAAUACUAUUGUUCACGUGGUACAGCAAUUUCUGUCUGUGUGAUGUUUUUACAAGCAUCUGAUGAGGACUAAUGCACUUUCAUUUUCUUGAAUUUUGUGGAAAACCCACAUAGUUUUAGGUUAUGUAACUAACCUAUUUGUGUAUUUUGUAAAAUAAUUAACCUAAAAUGACAGCAAAACACAAACUUUUGUGAUUUAGGGCUAUAUAAAUAAACAUUGAUUGAUUGAUUGAAAUGUGCUACAUGCAUUGUAUUGUUUUGUGGAAGCACUUGCGUUUGUUUGGUUCAAACCAUCCAUCCAUCCAUCCAUUUUCUACCGCUUGUCCCUUUUGGGGUCGCUGGAGCCUAUCUCAGCUGCAUUCGGGCGGUAGGCGGGGUACACCCUGGACAAGUCGCCACCUUGGUUCAAACCAAAUGAAUGUUUAUUUAAAAUAAAGCAUUACAUACAUUCAACCUAUUCGUUAAGAGUCGUGGGUUAACUACAGCCUAUCCCACCCAACUUUGUGCCAGCAGUGGGGUGCAUUCUCUCCUGGUCACCUGUCAAUCACACAACCAUUCACGCCUAUGGACAAUUUAAAGCAGGGGUGUCCAAAGUGCAGCCCAAGGGCUGUUUGUGGCCUGUGGCACAUUCUAAAAGUACUUGUAAAAUCUGGAAAAAAACUUAGACUUAGACUUCCUUUUAUUGUCAUUCAAAUUUGAACUUUACAGUACAGAUAAGAACCAAAUUUUGUUGCAUUAGCUCGUUGUAGUGCAGGAUAAAAGAGCAAUAAGGUGCAGAUAUAAAUAAAUAGAUUACUGUACAGAUAAAUAUAUUGCACUUUUUCAUAUGCGUUUAUGGAUGUAUGUUAUAUUGUCUUUGUAUUCCAGCGAGUUAAUCCGUUUUUUGGGGGGGAAUUGAGGGAAUUAUUAUGAUGCGUUCAAGAGUCUGAUGGCCUGAGGGAAGAAGCUGUUACAGAACCUGGAGGUUCUGCUACGGAAAACAUGUGUAAUGUAAAAAAGAACACGUUAAAAUGUUGACACUUUAUUUACAUUUAUGCUAUUAACACAAAUCCCACAUGCAUUCCCCAUAAAAAAAAAUCUACAUGUAUUUGUUCUGAAACUGUAAAAUGUCAAUCUCACAUGCCGGUUAUUAGUAUUAAGUUUUACUUCCUGUCCAGCGCUCUUAACUUUGUUUCCAAAUCCUGUUUUUCUCUCUUUGCCACCACUUUAGUCUGAGGGCUGGCUCCCUUACCUGUCCCUGUUUGCCGAUCAGGCUGCUUCCUAUGUCAGCCCUGUUUUCUGAACUGUGCUGGAUCACAUUGCGUUGCCUUGUACCACAAUGUGCUGCAUAGCUUUCCUUAUGCUCCCUGUGC